Molecule: messenger RNA, 1020 nt
Organism: Porites lobata
Lineage: Eukaryota; Metazoa; Cnidaria; Anthozoa; Scleractinia; Poritidae
Source: the annotation of a GenBank genome assembly
CUAGACUUUUUCUUUACAGAUUCGGUGUUUCGUAACAUUACCAACAACACCACGGAACCUAGCAGUAAAAAUUCGGCGUUUUUCAUACCUCCAAAUAUUCAAAUCGGAGUCACCAUAUUGGCAGUAUCGAUAUUUAUUCUUGCACUGAUCGGUAACAUCGUGGUUAUUUACAUCGUGUGUACGGUAAACCACAUGCGCAGCUCAACCAACACGCUCAUCGCCAACAUGGCCGUUGCUGAUCUGUUGAUGACUAUAGACAUACCGUACAUACUUAAAUUUUUCUACGUGGAUCAUAAAUGGUUUGGAACCUUCAUGGGCACCGUGUUAUGCAAGUUUUUUCACUCUGCUUAGGUGGGAUCUCUAAUAGCCUCCGUGUUUAGUUUAGUGGCAAUUUCUCUCGAUCGACGUUUUGCUAUCUUGUUUCCAAUGAAGACGGUUAUGACUAAGCACGUUGUACGUUUCGCGAUCGCUGUGGUCUGGCUAGGAGCGCUGGCUUUCUCACUUCCAGUCAUGGUGGCAUCUAAAACUGCACAACUUAAAGGCACGGAUUUCUUGAGUUGCGAAGAGGUCUGGGCGCCCAUGUCAGCAUCCACUUACAGCCUAGUUCUUCUUACAGGUGGGUACAUCAUUCCACUGAUAAUCAUCGCCGUUGUCUACAGUCUAGCUGGAGUACGUCUGUGGAACAGACAACUUCCUGGCGAUAAGAAUUUGGUCUCAAACAAAAACGCACAGUCGUCCAGCAGGCGUGCAACAGCUAUGUUGAUAACUGUAGUUAUUGUCUUUGCUUUGUCUUGGCUGCCUUUUCAAACUUUGGAGAUGCUUCGUGGAUUCAACAAGCCACUAUUUUAUUCACUUCCGAUUGAGUUACGAUACACCACACCUUGGUUUGGUUACGCUAACAGUGCUAUUAACCCAAUCCUUUAUGUGAUAUUCUCUGAGAAUUAUCGUCAGGAGUUUUACCGCAUUCUGUGUCGAGGUCCGACCAGGAAGGACCGCUACAGAAGGACAAUCAUAAGCCGA